AUGGAUCGAAGAGCAGAGGGCUGGGCAGAGCGGGUGGUGGAAGGCGAGAAGACGGCCGCCCCCGGUCGACGUAGCGUCACGUUGCCGGGGUCGGGCGAGGAAGAAUCGACGGGGCCAUCGUCGGGAACUUCGUCUUCAUCGUCGCUCUCGGUGCGGCCCACGCGGCGGCUGCUUCGGGUGAUGGUGGUGGACUACCCAACCGGCAUCGCUCUCUUCCACCACACGUGGGCAUGGAAGGGUGAUCCCAAUGUGGCAGGCAUCGCCAAGGUUAUCGUCGCUUUCUACAAACUCUCUCAAUCUCUCGGCGGCAGAGGCGAUACAAACUACGUGUUGUUCGAUCCUCCGCCGGAAGGCAGACGCCGAUCGCAGCAGGACCUCUAUUCCAUCAAAUCCAAACGCGCCUCAGGCGGAGCCGGCCUGCGACCAAUGAUCGCGUCGCCUCGUCCCCGCAAGCCGCGCAUUCGGUGUGUCUUCUCCAAGGUGGACCACGUCGUGGUGGGCCUCUUUCACGAGAUCGGCGACAAGCUGGAGCUGCCCAGGCAGUGCGGCGAUGCCAUCCUGCGGGAGUUCGUGGCGCAGUACGGCGAUAAGCUGGCCUCCAUGCGCCACAUAUUCGAAGACAUGAUCGACGAGAAGAAGGCACGCCCUACUGCGCGGCACUCGAAACGGCCUUGA
Acanthamoeba castellanii str. Neff is the source of this 675-nucleotide messenger RNA. RefSeq lists its product as uncharacterized. Lineage: Eukaryota; Discosea; Longamoebia; Acanthamoebidae. The transcript is spliced from 4 exons. The record is from RefSeq and is a predicted model, not a curated record. Bases 1 to 675 code for a protein of 224 amino acids.